GAUUGUUCGAUAUGAAAAAUGGGACAAUCAUCAAGUAUCCUGAGAAAAUUAGCAACAAAAAUGACAAAGAUGAUGAAACAUUUUUAUCAAUUUUUUUAUCACUAUUUGAAAAAGAUAACAACAAUGAUGAAUCACAUUUUUUAUCACUUUUUGAAAAAGAAAAAGACAACAAAAAAAGCAACAAAAAAGACGAAGAAAAAGUUGAAAAAUAUACAAAGGUUAUUUUCCAGAACAAUGGCGAGCCAAAAAACCCUAAAUUAAUGAUGUUGAGAAGAAGCAACAAAGAUGAAAAAAAAUAUAAAAUAUAUUCCAUGGAAUAUGACAGCGAGGCCAGUGAUAACCGUUUAAAACUUCUUGAAGAGCAUAAUGUUUAUAGUGAUGAAACCCCAAGAAUUUAUUUUGAUGUCAAUUAUUUUCUUAUUGCUGCUAGUCAUUCGUUGAUAUCGGAAUGGAAUCAUAGAAGUCAUAAAGGUUACAAUUACAAACAAAAUUAUUACUUAAAAUCUAAUGAUUAUAUGGUUCUUAAUAAAAAAAAUAAGGCGGAAGAAACUUUGAUAGUGGCUGAUUAUCAUCAAAAUUCGAAGCUAGUAGUCUAUUCAUUGGAGCGUAAUAUAACAGUUUCAUCAUAUGAAUUUAAGGAAAAAGUUUAUAUUCAAAAAGUAGAUUUCAUUUAUGUAAAAAAUGAUGACACAUUUGCAUUUACAAAUGAUGAGAAUGAAAUUCACGAAGAGGAUGAAUCGAAGAGUGAAUCAGAAGAUGAAAAAGAAUUCAAUGAUACUUCGAAAAAAUAUUGGAAAUCAACAACAGAAAAA
Entrophospora candida is the source of this 812-nucleotide messenger RNA. Lineage: Eukaryota; Fungi; Glomeromycota; Glomeromycetes; Entrophosporales; Entrophosporaceae. The record is from the annotation of a GenBank genome assembly.